AUGGUCGGUAUACACGAAAUACUCAAAAAGCGUCUCAUUGACACUAUAAGAUCGGUUCAACCGCCCGGAAAAUGGAAGGUGGUGGUUGUGGACGUCGCAGCUCAAAAAAUAUUACUUUCGUCAUGUAAAAUGUACGAUAUCUUGGAGGAAAAUGUAACUUUGGUGGAAAGUCUUGAAAAGCAACGGCAACCUUAUCCUACACUUGAGGCCGUGUACAUAAUUAGUCCAACUUAUGAGGCUAUUACAAAAGUAAUUGAAGAUUUUGCGAAAAACACGCCGCUAUAUGCUCAAGCUAAUCUAUUUUUCACAUCAGGGCUUGACGACAAAUUAUUUCAAAGAUUGAGCGCGUCUCCUGCUAAACGUUACAUAAAAAAAUGCAUAGAAUUGUACAUCGACUUUCAAGCUAUGGAAGCCCAGCUUCUCUCAUUGUGCGCAUCGUUAGGAGAAAAUCCAUUAAUCCGAUAUCAACGAUCUCUUGAAGCAGAUCAUCCCACCAAAACUUUACCAUAUAAAUUAGCCAUGUUGCUUCAAAGCGAAUUGGAUCAAUACAUUAAGGAUAAUCCUGAUUUUCCGCCACCUGAUAACCCCCGACCACGUGGUAUGCUCUUUAUCUGCGAUCGAACAAUUGAUAUGAAUGUACCCUUUCUUCAUGAGUUCACAUAUCAAGCAAUGGCAAAUGAUUUGCUUGAAAUUGAUAAUGGACAAAAAUAUGAGUAUAAUUACACUGAUUCAAAUGGAGAACUUGCAACAAAAGAAGCUAUUUUGGAUGAAACCGAUAAAGUUUGGGUUGAGAUUAGACAUAAGCAUAUGCAAGAAUGCAUUGAAAAAUUAAUGAAAGAUGUUCGCGAUUUCCUCGAAGAGAAUUCUAGUUUUGCUGACAAUGAAAAAGCCGCAAAUCUGAAUGACUUGAAAAAAAUGUUGGCGAAUCUUCCGCAAUUUCAAAACAUGAAAGAAAAGCUUUUCCUUCAUUUACAUAUUGCGCAAGAAUGCAUGUCGAUUUAUAAGAAACAUAAGUUAACAGAAACUGCUGCAAUUGAACAAAAUUGCGCCACGGGAUAUACUCCUGACGGCCAUAGCCCCAAAAAUGUAGUUGAAGAUAUGGUACCGUUGUUGGAUGAUCCGGUUGUAAGCUCAUACGAUAAAAUUAGAAUGCUUUUGCUCUAUAUUCUAUACAAGAAUGGCAUUCUAGAGGAAGAUCGGCGUAAAUUGCUUGCGCAUUCGGGGAUUUCUUUAGAAGAAAAUGAUGCUCUCAAUAACACGGGAUUGUUGGGUGUCAAAUUAAUAAAGUCCCCCCUGGGAAGUGAUAAGGGGCGAAAAAAUAAACAAAAACCGAGUUCCGAAGAAAGUCAAUACGACCUUUCUCGAUAUAUUCCGAAUCUCAAAACGAUUUUAGAGAGUCAUAUCAAUAAUACAAUAGAUCAUACGGCAUAUCCUUAUACUAAAGAUCCUUCGGCUGAAGUCGAUGCUGGAGGCAAGGCAGCGCCUGCACAACCAGUCUCAUUAAGAAGUGCUAAGCCAGCAUGGUAUAAGAAAGGUCAAUCGACAGAAAGCCGUGCUAGUCGUAUAAUAGUGUUUGUUGCGGGGGGCGUGGCUUAUUCCGAGAUUCGUUCUGCAUACGAACUAUCUGAAAAACAUAAUCGUGAUGUAAUAAUUGGCUCUACUCAUGUUAUUACACCUAAGAAAUUUAUUGAUGACUUGAAAUAUCUUCGUCGACCUUCCGUGGCUUAUUCGCUAUUGCAAUCUCAGUCACAGCCACAAGCGCAAGCGCAAGCGCAAUCGCAAUCGCAACCACAGCCUAACCAAAAUCGACCCCCUGUUCCCACUCAAAAUUACGGCGGCAAUCCGGUGGCGAUGAAUAAUCCUGGAUAUAAUCACGUGCCAACAUCUCCAUCACCCGGCCACAAUCCUCCUCAGCAACAGCAAGGUGGCUAUAUACCACCACCUCAACAAGGUGGCUAUCAACAAAGUAAUUAUUCAUCCCAAGGCUACGGACAUCAAGGAGGGGGCUAUCAACAGCAACCUCCACAAGGAUAUUAUCAACAACAAGGAGUGAAUUCACAGUAUGCGCAACAACAGCGACCGUCAGCAGCGCCUCUCUCUUCAACUUCUUCAGCAUCUUCAACAUCAUCUUCAAAAUCAAAGACGGGCAAAUUUGGAAAGGAAUUUCAGAAGUUUUUCAAAUAA
Molecule: messenger RNA, 2184 nt
Organism: Ambispora leptoticha
Lineage: Eukaryota; Fungi; Glomeromycota; Glomeromycetes; Archaeosporales; Ambisporaceae
Source: the annotation of a GenBank genome assembly